Pipistrellus nathusii (Nathusius's pipistrelle) is the source of this 1677-nucleotide messenger RNA. NCBI's taxonomy places the organism in Eukaryota, Metazoa, Chordata, Mammalia, Chiroptera, Vespertilionidae. The record is from the annotation of a GenBank genome assembly.
AUGGACCUGCGCUUCUGCCCCGCGGCCGGGGACCCCGCCGGCCUGGACUUCGCGCAGUGCCUGGGCUACUACGGCUACGGCAAGUUCGGGAAUAACCAUAACUACAUGAACAUGGCCGAGGCCAGCAAUGCGUUCUUUGCGGCCAGUGAGACGUUCCACACGCCGAGUCUCGGGGACGAGGAGUUUGAGAUCCCCCCCAUCACGCCUCCGCCCGAGUCGGACCCCGCCCUGGGCAUCCCCGACGUGCUCCUGCCCUUCCAAGGCCUCAGCGACCCCGUGCCCGCCCAGGGCAGCGAGUUCACCCCCCAGUUCCCCCCGCAGAGCCUGGACCUCCCGUCCAUCACCAUCUCCAGGAAUCUCGGGGAACAAGACGGCGUGCUCCACAGCGGCGGGUCGCACAUGGAUCAGAGCCACAGCCAGGUGUCCCAGUACCGCCAGGAUCCGUCCUUGAUCAUGAGGUCCAUCGUCCACAUGACGGAUGCUGCCCGCUCGGGGAUCAUGCCUCCUGCCCAGCUCACCACCAUCAACCAGUCUCAGCUCAGUGCCCAGUUGGGGUUGAACUUGGGAGGAGCCAGUUUGCCCCAUACGUCUCCUUCCCCUCCAGCGAGCAAAUCGGCAACCCCUUCCCCUUCCAGCUCCAUCAAUGAGGAGGAUGGGGAUGACUCCAGUAGGGCCAUCGGGGAGAAGAGAGCGGCUCCAGAUUCUGGCAAGAAGCCCAAGACGCCGAAGAAAAAGAAGAAGAAGGAUCCCAACGAGCCCCAGAAGCCAGUGUCCGCAUACGCCCUGUUUUUCAGGGACACACAGGCGGCCAUUAAAGGUCAGAACCCCAACGCCACCUUUGGAGAAGUCUCAAAGAUCGUGGCGUCCAUGUGGGACAGCCUGGGAGAGGAACAGAAGCAGGUGUAUAAAAGGAAAACGGAAGCUGCCAAGAAGGAGUACCUAAAGGCGCUGGCCGCCUACCGGGCCAGCCUCGUGUCUAAGGCGGCCGCUGAAUCGGCGGAAGCCCAGACCAUCCGAUCCGUCCAGCAGACCCUGGCGUCCACCAACCUGACAUCCUCCCUCCUCCUCAACCCUCCGCACGGAGCGGUGGCGGCGGUGGCGGCCGCGCCCCAGGCCCUGCAGCAACAGUCACUCCCUCGCUCCAUCGCUCCCAAGCCCUUGCCCAUGAGGCUGCCCAUGAACCAGAUCGUCACGGCGGUCACCGUUGCGGCCAGCAUGCCGUCGAACCUUGGGGCGCCGCUCAUCAGCUCCCUGGGCGCCAGCCUGGUGGGCUCGGCGCCCGCCACGCAGGUCAGCCCGUCCGCGCAGACCCCUCAGCAGCAGCAGCUGCAGCAGCAGACCCAGCAGCUGCAGCUGCAGCAGAUGCACCAGCAGCUCCAGCAGCAGAUGCACCAGCAGCUCCAGCAGCAGAUGCACCAGCAGCUCCAGCAGCAGAUGCAGCAGCAGCUCAGCCAGCAGCACCUGCAGCAGAUGCAGCUCCAGCAGCAGCUGCAGCACAUGCAGCACCCGGUGUCGCAGCCUUCACCGCGCCAGCACUCGCCCGGCGGCGGCGCCCCGCAGCUGACGUCCCCCGUCCCCGCCAUCGGGAGCCCCCCGCCGGCCUCCCAGCCGCAGCACCCGGCGCAGGUACAGUCCCAGACACAGGCGCCCGUGUUACCACAGGUCAGUAUUUUCUGA